Messenger RNA from Girardinichthys multiradiatus, 4169 nucleotides. It is a transcript of the gene elna, whose product is annotated as elastin a. The transcript is spliced from 45 exons. The record is from RefSeq and is a predicted model, not a curated record. Gene Ontology annotation, molecular function: extracellular matrix structural constituent. Bases 192 to 2900 code for a protein of 902 amino acids. NCBI's taxonomy places the organism in Eukaryota, Metazoa, Chordata, Actinopteri, Cyprinodontiformes, Goodeidae.
AACAGCAGCACCAGACUCAGCGUGUGGGGAAAAAGCAGAGUCCUCUCCCCUCUUGUAAUUACAGAGUCUCCCCAUAUCUUUUUACCUUUCUUGCUCUACCUCUCCGCUCUGUGAGACCUCGGGGAAGUGGUAAUUAGCUCAGAGAGAAUAAAACCAGCUGAGGGGAGAGGGGUGGUGCAUUCUGGAGAGAGAUGGCUAACAGAAACACUUUCUUGCUCUUCUGUGGAGUCGUCCUUCUAGCGCUGAUUCAGUCCUCGCUUCAAGGAGGUGUGUAUGUACCACCUGGUCCUGGGUACAGGCCAGGAGCCCCUUUACCAGGGACCGGAUACUUUCUAGGGUCUGUUGGAGGAGGACAUGCAGGCUAUAAACCAGCAAAACCUGGAGCAGUAGGAAGUUAUGGAGGUGGAGGCCGAGGUGUUGGACCAGGCGGUUUGGUACCAGGAGGUGUUGGAACCGGUGGCCUUGGCUAUGGCGGGCUGACAGGAGGACAAGGAGGAAAGGCUCCAAAACCAGGUUAUGGAAAUCUAGGAACUGGAAUUGGUGGUUAUGGAGGAUACGGUGGAGGUACUGGAGGUUUUUUCCCAGGACAAAAAGCUCCCAAAACAGGAUCCGGGACAGGGGUAGGGCAUGGAGGCACUGGAACUGGACCCUUGGUGCCCGGUGGAGCACCUGUUAUUCCUCAGACAGGCCUUCCAGGAGGACCCGGUGGUUCUGCAGGAAAGAAAGCUGCCAAAGUGCCAGGGGUGGGUGUCCCUGGACUUUACCAAGGUGGAAUUGUCCCAGGAACUGGGUUUGGUGGCCGUGGAGUUCUGCCUGGGGUCGCCACUGGAACUGGCCUAAAUCCCAAAUCAAUUGGAGGGCAACAAGGAGGUCUGGGCCCAGGAACCCGAGGGUUUGGUGGGCCGAUGCAGCCCGGAAUGUUUCAUGGUUACCCCCUCAAAUCUCCCAAAGUGCAAGGGGGCUAUGGAGCCAAACCUGGAGGUGGAAAAGUUCCCUAUGGUUAUGGGGGUUAUGGUCAUGGUGGAGCUGGACUUCCAGGUGGUAUAGCUGGUCCUGGAUCAAAGCCUGGUUAUCCUGUUGGAACUGGAGUGGGGCCUGGAGGCAUCCCACUUUCUCAAUCUAAAGCUGCUAAAUAUGGUGCUGGUGUUGGUGGUGCCGGUGGUGUUGGUGGUGCUGGUGGUGUCGGUGGUGUCGGUGGUGUCGGUGGUGUUGGCGGUGUGGGUGGUGUUGGCGGCACUGGUGGACUGUAUCCAGGCCAGGUGCCAGCAGGAGGAUAUGGACCUGGGUCCAAGGCUGCUAAAUAUGGGGUACCAGGAGGGGUACCAGGAGGUGUACCCGGGGGAGUUCCUGGAGGAGUACCAGGAGGUGCACCAAUUGGAGUCCCAGGGGGAGGUGGAUACCUCACACCAGCAAAAGCUGCUAAAUAUGGAGUAAGCGGAGUAGGGGGAACAGGACUGGGAGGAACAGGAGUAGGAGUGGGAGGAGUAGGAGGAGUGGGAGUUGGAGGAUACUCCCCUGCAUCUAAGGCUGCUAAGUAUGGUGUUGUCCCAAGAGGUGGAGGAGUUGGGGGUGGAGGGAUCCCUGGAACACCAUUUCUACCAGGAUAUGGGUCCUUGACAGCUGGUGCCAAACCUCCUAAAUAUGUUCCUCAAACAGGCCUUGGAGGAGCUGGAGUCCCCGGUGGAGCAAGGCAGGUACUACCUGGGGUUGGCUAUGGUGGUUAUGGAGGCGGUGCAGGUGUCAAACCCCCAAAGUAUGGAGUUCCAGGAGGAGCUGGAACCGGCUUUGGAUAUGCAGGACUGGGAGGAACAGGAGGAGCAGGAGGAGUGCCUUUUGUUCCAGCAGGUGGACAAUACUCAGCGGCUGCAGCAAAAGCUGCGAAAUAUGGAGUUGCAACAGGCGGUAUUGGAACGGGAGUGGGAGCAGGAGGAACAUUUAGAGUACCAGGAGUUACAGGUGGUGUUGGGACAGGACUGGGACCAGGAGGAGCAGGAGUUGUACCAGGAGUUGGACAAUACUCUGCUGCUGCUAAAGCUGCUAAAUAUGGUAUCCCAACAGGUGUUGGAACAGGAGGAGUUCCAUCAGUAGGUGUGGGACCUGGUGCGACCCCAGAUACUUCUGUCACUGGCAUUGCAAAUGGCUCUGAAUCAGUUGGUGUUCCUGUGAAACCAGGGAAGGAUGUAGGUGUUGGUGGAACUGCUCUGCCAGGGCCUACUCCUAUUGCUGCACUUAUUAAGGCCCCAGAGGUCCCACAGCCCAGCGGGGGAGCAGGAGUGUCAGUACCAUCUGGUGGUGUUGGAGUCAAACCACCAAAACCAUACGUACCAGUUCCAGGUGCAGGUGGAUAUCCCUAUCCUUAUGGAGUUCCUUAUGGUACCGGUAUCGGCACUGUGCCUGGGCAGGGAGCAGGAACACCGCCUGGAGCGAAACCUCUGAAACCUCCAGUUGGACAAGGAGGAGCUGGUGCUGGAGUUAAACCACCCAAACCUGGUUAUGGUAACCUUGGAGGAGGAGGUGUAUAUCAGCCAGUUGCAGGUGGUGUUGGGACAGGACUGGGACCUGGGGGAGUAGGAGUUGUACCAGGAGGUGGACAAUACCCUGCUGCUGCAAAAGCUGCUAAAUAUGGAGUAGGACCAGGAGGAGUCCAAACAGGUGUGGUUCCUGGUUAUGGUGGAGGAUACCCCCAGCAGUACUACCCAGGUGUUCCAUUGGGUGUAGGACCAGGAGGAGUUCAAACAGGUCAAUAUGCUCCAGCCGCACUGACCCCACAACAAGCCAAGGCAGCAAAGUAUGGUGCACUGCAGGGCUUCCUAGGAGGAGGAGGAGGAGGAGGAGGUGGAGGGUUCUACAGAGGUGGUGCUGCAGGAUGCCAGGGUAAAUACUGUGGGAGGAGGAAGUAGAUGGUCUCCAGAUCCAGUGACCUCAAGAAACCAUGGUGCUACUGCAUGAUCUAGAAUGUACAUUUCAUAUGCAAACAAAGCCCGAUUAGACAACCUCUAAAGAUGUUCGUUGUUGCUUACUUGAUUUCAAUGUCUGUUUUCUCCAAACCCACCGACCCAGAAUUUUGUACAUGUUCUGUUGUGAACAUAUGUUAUAGAUAAUGCCUUUAAUUAAUCAUUAAUGUGUUCCAGUUAAUCAGCUUUAACUCUCUGUACUCCACCACAGGGGUUAGAAAUGCUUUUUGUCAUUUGUCUUUUGUGUGUUGCAACAUUAGAUUGUGUAUGUCAUUUUGUGAUGAUCAGUCUGACCUCUUUGUUUUAUCCCCAAAUCCACGAGAUUUGUCUCACCUGUCUGAGCAGAGCUUAUCACCUUUUGGGGAGCUCUGAUUUGGUCAAAGCUUGUCCAAAUACUGAUUAAAUCUGUCCGAUCUCUGCUCCCUGUUCCUCCACUACUAUUUUUAGCCACGCUGAGUGUGAAGCGCCAGGAGCUUGCUAGGGGCCAACCCAUCUGCUCUCUGAGAUUUUGCUGAUUCUUGUCGCUGCUUAGUGAAGUCUUCUCAGCCCUUUCUGAUCUUUGAGGAACAGAAAGCUGAACAAAAUCAAAACAUUUUUUAUGCUUUAAAGGAAGGGAAAAGCAUUUAGUUAGAAGUAGAAGUUAGUCUGGCAUGUACUUUAUGUGUGGUUGAAUGUUGAGUGUGUAGUCUCAUUUAUUGUUGUCUGUUAUAAGUGUUUGGACUCAUAGCUUUAUUGUUAUCAGGAAAGCAUAAAACAAGAACAAUCCUUUUGCAUUUAUCCUCUGUUACUAAUUAUAAUUACUGGCUUUGUUUAAUGGGGGAGGAUGUGUGUUUAUGUGAGGCAUAAAAUCCCCGUAUUUACUUGAGCUGCUUUUAUCAAGGCUUUACUGACCAAAGGUUUCUGAGUGCUGUUGCCAACAUGACCGCAUCUCUCCACGUGUAACUAUGUACUGUAUUUUUAACAAAUUUUGAUGUUAGCCAGCUUCAAUUCCUUCACUCGGGGCGGCAUGAGAACUGUCUUUGAGCCUCGCCGGGUCGGACCCUGUCUUGUGUGACGUGGGAUGCUCUUCAUCUUUAUUUAAAACUGUUUUUAGAAGGAGGAACAGUGUGGCUUUGCACUUUUUUUUAUGAGUCCCACGACACAUGCGACUCGAUCCCAGACAUCCUGGGUAUGUCUUUACUUUAACAGAUAACAAAAUAAAGUGUGUUUAAAGAA